This is a messenger RNA of Capronia coronata CBS 617.96, 1419 nucleotides long. RefSeq lists its product as uncharacterized. Lineage: Eukaryota; Fungi; Ascomycota; Eurotiomycetes; Chaetothyriales; Herpotrichiellaceae. The transcript has a single exon. The coding region runs from base 1 to 1419 and encodes 472 amino acids. The record is from RefSeq and is a predicted model, not a curated record. Gene Ontology annotation, biological process: ubiquitin-dependent protein catabolic process. Gene Ontology annotation, cellular component: cytosol. Gene Ontology annotation, molecular function: polyubiquitin modification-dependent protein binding.
AUGGCCGAUGCUUCAGGCACUGAGGAUGCCACUGUCACCUUCCAUGUCAAGUCGUCUGGCGGCCAGAAGUACACAUUGACCCUGCCUCUUUCAACAACGACAAUCGAUCUGAAGAAUAAGCUUGCGUCCGAGGAAUAUGCCAAUGUUCCUGCGUCGGCCCAGCGGUUGAUUUACAGCGGCAAGGUAUUGAAAGAUAAUGAAACACUCGCCCAGCACAAUGUGAAGGAAGGGAACACUAUGCAUCUUGUCAAGAGCGCCGCAAGCAAUCAACGACAGAAUCCGGCGGCGCAAUCAUCUACUUCCACCUCCUCGCCUGGCGCAGCACCACAAGUUGCCGGCGUGCCUCAGAAUUUGGCGUCCGGCACCGGAAAUGACCCCUUGGCCGGGCUGACUGGCGCAAGAUAUGCCGGCUUUGCACAGCUCCCGAAUGCCAGUAUGUUCCAGACCCCUCAAAGUCCGGAUGACUUUGUGCGGCAGUUGGAAGAUCCAAACUUCCAGCAGAUGAUGAGAGAAGCGAUGAACAACCCUCAAAUUGUAGACAUGAUGAUCAACCAGAGCCCCCAACUGAGAGCAAUGGGUCCGCAAGCAAGACAGCUACUGCAAUCCGACUAUUUUCGCCGCGUCAUGACAGAUCCCCAGGCAAUUCGAUCGGUCAUUCAAAUGCAGUCAGCAAUGGGAAUGGGACCAUUUGGUGGUGGCGGUCAGGAGGCUUUUCCGGCACCUGGCGUUGUCAAUACGACGGACACGCCGAAUGCUGGAGGUGAUGCGAACACUCAAGCCGGACAACAGCAACAGCAACCUCCGCCAAACCCCUUCGCUGCCUUGGGAGGAGGCGGCGGUCUUGGAGCGAAUCCUUUUGGAAGUCUUUUCAUGCCACCCUUUCCAAUGCCCAACCAGGCGACGACGAGCCCGGGAUCACAGAAUAAUACCGCUGCUCAAAAUGAUGGGGCCGAUUCAGCUACGCAAGGUCAGCAGCAACAACAGCCACCGAAUCCGUUUGCCGCCUUGUUCAAUCCUGCAAUGUUUGGGCAACCACAAGCAGGUGCUGGUGCCGGCACAGGCGCACCACCUCCGGUGAAUCCUUUCGCACCUCAGAACAACCCGUUCUUGCAGAAUCCGGAGGCGAUGGCUCAGUUUAUGCAAGCCAUGGGCGGCAUGGGAGGAGGUCUGGGUGGCGGUGCGGGUAAUAUGGGUGGCGCGGGUACUGAAGGGGCCAACUAUGGGGGUUUGUUCGAUCUGCUGGGAGCUGCGCGGCCAACUUCGCCACCCGACAAUCGACCACCGGAAGAACGAUAUGCGACUCAAUUGCAGCAACUCAAUGAUAUGGGCUUCUACGACUUUGACCGCAACAUCCAGGCACUGCGGAGGACCGGUGGCAGCGUCAACGGAGCCAUAGAGUAUCUGCUCAGCAAUCCGUGA